Molecule: messenger RNA, 1416 nt
Organism: Pyricularia oryzae 70-15
Lineage: Eukaryota; Fungi; Ascomycota; Sordariomycetes; Magnaporthales; Pyriculariaceae
Product: replication factor C subunit 4
Exons: 3
Coding region: 143-1219 (358 amino acids)
Biological process (GO): DNA-templated DNA replication; DNA repair
Cellular component (GO): Ctf18 RFC-like complex; nucleus; Elg1 RFC-like complex
Molecular function (GO): ATP binding; ATP hydrolysis activity; DNA clamp loader activity
Source: RefSeq, a predicted model, not a curated record
CAGAUUUCAGAAACCCGACAAUAAACUCAAGCUCUUUACCGGCGAAGGAUAACCAGAGGUACUGAAGAGCACACAAUUCCAGCAGAAAGCACGCCUUCUUCACUGGGCCAUCUUUGCCAGUAUUUUCAACCAAAAUAUCAGAAUGGCUCCUGCAAAAGUCGUGGAGGAGAAGGGCGAGUCCUCAACAGCUGCAGCCAAAAAAGCCGUCUCAGCGAACGCAAAUGGUGCCCCAAACUACGAGCUACCAUGGGUUGAAAAGUACAGACCUGUAUUCCUAGACGAUGUGGUUGGAAACACCGAGACGAUCGAGCGGUUAAAAAUCAUCGCAAAGGACGGCAACAUGCCGCACGUCAUCAUCUCGGGAAUGCCAGGUAUCGGAAAGACGACCAGUGUUCUCUGCUUGGCGCGACAACUGCUGGGAGAUUCGUACAAGGAGGCAGUAUUAGAACUGAACGCCAGUGACGAGCGAGGAAUUGACGUGGUCCGAAACAGAAUCAAGGGGUUUGCUCAAAAGAAAGUGACACUCCCGCCAGGCCGACAUAAGCUGGUGAUUCUUGACGAGGCCGACAGCAUGACAUCUGGCGCACAGCAGGCCCUGAGGCGAACGAUGGAGAUCUACUCCAACACUACGAGAUUCGCUUUCGCGUGCAACCAGUCAAACAAAAUCAUAGAGCCCCUGCAGUCUCGAUGCGCAAUCCUCCGGUACGCGCGCCUGACGGACGCCCAGGUGGUCAAACGGCUACUGCAGAUCAUCGAGGCCGAGAAGGUCGAGUACAGCGACGACGGUUUGGCCGCGCUAGUCUUCAGCGCCGAGGGCGACAUGCGUCAGGCAAUCAACAACCUGCAGUCGACAUACUCCGGAUUCGGGUUCGUGAGCGGCGACAACGUCUUCAAGGUCGUCGACUCGCCGCACCCGAUCAAGGUUCAAGCCAUGCUCAAGGCGUGCCACGAGGGCAAUGUCGACUCGGCCCUCGACGCGUUGCGAGAGCUUUGGGGCUUGGGAUACUCGAGCCACGAUAUCAUCAGCACCAUGUUCAAGGUCACAAAGACGAUACAGACGCUGAGUGAACACACCAAGCUAGAGUUCAUCAAGGAGAUUGGUUUUGCGCACAUGAAGAUCCUCGAGGGCGUGCAGACCCUGCUGCAACUGAGUGGCUGCGUGGUCAGGCUAUGCAAGUUGAAUAUGGACCCGAAAAAGUUUGAGAUACCCAAGAAGUGAAUUAGGCGCCAGGAGGGAGAAAUUACGGACGACGCCUGCCAUGCAAGAGUCUGUGUGUCUAAGUUUGUUUGGUUUUUUUUUUUUUUUUUUUCAUGGCGUCGGCGUUUCGGGACUGCGACGCUCAUUUACUUCGGAACGAUAAAUAGACUGAUGAAAUGUAAUGAUGAUUGUUGAUCUUCUGAGAGUUUGGACUAUUU